Molecule: messenger RNA, 705 nt
Organism: Limulus polyphemus (Atlantic horseshoe crab)
Lineage: Eukaryota; Metazoa; Arthropoda; Merostomata; Xiphosura; Limulidae
Exons: 2
Source: RefSeq, a predicted model, not a curated record
AGGACAGCAGUUGUUUCAAACUCUCCGUUCGUUCACAUGAAAUUAAAACAUGUUAGUUGUCUGUUUUAGGUAGACUUCAAACUUGUUAACACAUACAGAUAAAGGAAACAGAUAUUGAAAAUGCCAGACAGAACUCGCACAGAUGCGGACUAACACUGCUUAAUAAAACUAGUCUUCACGUGAAGAAGAAUGGGCGCCAGUUCUAGUGUUGCCAGGUUUAAUACCGAACCUUUACAAGAGACGUCAGUGCCCUCUAUUGAUGAAGAUAACGAUUUUUCUAACCAGUCGUCAGAAAAAUACGGUGACAAAAAUCAAAGUAAUUUAAUCAACAAUGACGAAAAUAAAACCCUCAAGAAUGAGCCAGUCGAACUGACAAAGGACAGUAAUGUUUCUAAGAAAGCAGUUCAAAAUGCUGGUAAAGUCGUGGAUAAAUCGAAAAACCAGGAAAGCAAAGUGAUCGUCUCUAAUUCUUUGGACAAAAACAAGUCAAAACUUCUUCAACCAAUCCAAAGUGCAGUUACUAGUAAUGAAGAAGGAAAUGUUGUUUCUUCAGCCAAUAGCAACACAAGUCUCAAUAGCAGACGCAGGCCGUUAACCUCACAGUCAUCCAAUCGUAGCAAAGACAAAAGCGUAAGAUCUUAUCAGGGACCAAUCAGAUCAGCCGUGUCAGCAUACUCUUCCAGAGAUGAUUGGGAAUACCGCAUG